UGAGGAUUCGAGGAACCAUUGGACGAGUGGCAGUUUGUCGGUUUCUCGAAUCUUAUUACUCACCAACUCCCUGCUAAUUGAGGUACUCUUCAACGGCAGGCCAUCCUUUGGAGCGGAACGAAACUCAAAAAGGAGGCGAGCGAGGCGAGCUCUCUACUGUGCGAAGUAGCUUGGUGUCAAGCGAAUCUGUGCCUUGUGCCUUGAACCUUCCUUUUUUUUUCUCCGUUGCUUGCCGCAAUCCCAUUCGCUCCGCAUCGGUAUCGCGAAAAAUCUCCUGGAGGAGCAAGUGAGCAAGUCACUACUGUCUCUCUCUCAAACUCGCCCACCACAUCACCACCAAGGAACUCCAACCCACGUUGUUGGCAUGACCCUUCUGCCAGCAUAGCCAUGCUCCUAUGCGAUUUCCAUCCUACCCCACAGAACAGUACGACAAGUAUUCUUAUCCACAGCCAUUCACCUCAUCCCCUCCCCAACACGUCGCUCGCGUCGGCUUCAUUCGUUCAGCUGUCGCAGUUGUAACCUCAUCCAUUGUCACACAGCAACCCCGUAUUUGAUUAGGUUACAAGAGGAUCAACCACCUGGCAAUAAUCCUCCCAGUGCAACAACCAGACGCGAUUUUGGCGGAGCAUCCGACGGAGUGGAAGCGUUAGUCGCAACGGGUAUCUGCAUUCGCUCGAACCUUAAAGUCCACACAAACGAACGAACGAACGAUUAUAAAGCGAGGAGUCGCACUUCGGCCUGUGCCAACACGGAAACAUGCAGAUGCAAGCAGGUAGUACCACUGCGACAAUGCUUUCUCCAACUUCCGAACGGCCAGCCUCUCCGGCUUUGACGAAUCCUGACAUGAUCCUUCCAUACGAUGAUGGAGAGUACGACUCCAAUCCUUCCCCUCUUCGAAAUGCCUUCUCUGCGUCCAACGAAUGGAGAGACCCCACCGAUGAUAACUACUCCUUGAGCAGCCCACCACAUAUGGGCCCCGGGACACCGACAACUCAAAUAAUAUAUGGUAAUGGGACGAUGUUGUCUGAUAUUGGAGAAGUGACGGAGGCCGAGACAACACCUGGGCGCAACAAAAAGCUUCCCGGGCCAGCGGAAAGGAGAUUGUUGAAACAACAGGCGCAAUCUCAGCAUAUGUCGAUUGGGUCGAACCCCGCUCCAGGGCACCAUUCCGCGUCAGGGAAAACGAGGAAGAGAAAUCAUCAGCGGAGCCUUUCCGUAGAGUCUACCAGCACAGUUAUGUCAAUAGGGCAUUCUGCGGAAUAUUUCGAAGACUUCGACGAUGGAGUUAGCGUGGACGACAGCAAUUUUCAAGGAGAUGACGAAGAAAGUGUGGCCGAUUCGUAUAGGGAUCCGUAUAGGGAGGAAGUAAUCGAACAGGAAACCCAGCGCUUGUCGAGAAAAGCGAGCAAGAUUGGAGAGGAAGACGAGGAGGAGAUAGAAAUGAGUGCCCGGCGUGCGGAAGAAAUUCUGCUGAAUGCAAAAAAACGCUUAACGGUGAGUCUAGUUCUUUUCAGCCGACCGGAAUCUCUUGCUAAUGAAAUUAGAGUAUGGAGGGAAACCUAAAUCGAGCCCGAACCUCUCUCUUGACACCUGCUCGAUCUAUGUCUUCGAUAAACAGUAGCAGUCCAUUAUUCAGAACUGCUCCUUCGCCUCUUGAUAAUGGUCUUCCAAGUCCCUCGAGGCAUCGGCAAUUGCAUACCCCGAUAGAUUCUCCCGUGGGAACGCCAGGACAUUCGAGAGUAUAUAGCGAGAAUUCAAUUGUUUCGCCGAUGGGCAAAGGUCGAUUCCCAGUCCGAUCAGCGAGUGCGGCAGCGCGGUACAUUCCCAACAAACAUAUGGAUAGUCAUCGGAGACUUGGAAUGUCUCAAAGCUACGAAUCUCUCCGUGAAGAAGCUGCAUUUGCUGCAUCUUCACUUAGCCGACAUUCGCCACCCCAUCCUGUCAUUCUCGAGCCUCUAAAUGAAGACGUAGCAAAUGAAGAAUUUGAUAGAGGAAGUGCAACAUCAAGUAGUCAGGAUGAAUUCGUUACUCCUAGCGGCGACCACCAAUUAAGUCGGUCUACAUCUUCUACACAAAUGCGAGACCUCAGAGGUCAAAUGCAAGAUCUGAAGGGGAGACUAUCAGUUUUGCGAGACCGCGCCAGAGACGAUACCAUGAAACGAAGAAGUCUCCAAAGUUUGAGGACUCCCAGUCCGUUUACAGCCGCCGAGCAGUGGUAUACCAAUGCUAGUGGAUACGGCGAAGAUCCCCUGAGUGCUGACGCUGGAUUAUCUCCUCUGAGUAGUGGGAUGUCACCUGUGUGGAAAGAAGAGGAAAACACAAACGUGACGCAAUUGAGUCCAAGGAUUGAUUCCACUAGCCCGAAGAACUCCCCCCAACCACAAGACUUUGAAGGAUCAGAUGUGACUAGUGUCUACGAGGAUGUCUCUGAUAUACAGCAAUUUUCGGAGGUCCCCAAACGCUCACACGAACCUCAAAUUCGGAAUGAGGAUAUAGAGUCUGGCCAAGAUUACACAUUUCUGGAGAGUGAAUACCAGGAAGAGAGCGAAUAUUACAAUGACGAGAUUGUUAGCGUGGACGGAGCUGGUUAUGAGAGCGACUCUUCUGCUUACCACGACAGUUCAGAUGUCCCAAUCUCCCAUGAAGACCGUGAGGAUGCCUUUGAUUACGAACACUUCUUUUUGCACAGUGCUAUGGGCACAAUAGGCCAACAGGGGAGAAAACGUAGUGGCACUCUUGGAAGUUUUAGUUCGGAUGAUUCAGUUGAAACCACUCGUGCAAUGCAAGACUCACAUCAGGCAAAUGGGGAGAAUUUCAACCCCAGAGCGUCCUUCACUCAUCUCAGAUCUGAGAGUAAGGGAUCAAUUUCAACGAUGGAGAGUUUCGCAACCGCAGCAGAGAGCAACAGCUCCGAUGAGGAUCGCUCUGGGAAUCAUAGUGAAGAUGAAGACGAGUAUGCCGUGCGCCACUCCAAUGCUACUAUUACACGGCUACCGACACCCCCCCUUACUAAACGUUCAACCUUUGGAGCCACGCAGGAGGGUCUUCAAUUUCCUGAAGACAUACCAGAGUCACCCAAGUUGGAGAGAUCUCAUGCAAUCGCUCUGGAUGAGAAGAUCUCAAACCACAAUGUGGUUGAGCGAAAUGGAACCGGUGGUCACCGGCCUUCUGUCUCAUCUGUAAAUUCUUGCUCAUCAGCUGGAACAAGAAGAAGCUUCCCCCUUGUGAAUCCACCCAAGAUGCCAGAACAACCUAUGGUCCAUGGACUUGGAAUAGGAUUGGGGUUGAGGGGUUCCGGCGAAUCAAAGAGCUCAGUUCUCACUAGCGAUUCUACGCUCAUCGAUAGACAGAGCUCCAUGGACGAGGAACGUGUACAAACAUCUUCCGUUCACAUGCUUGCUCGAGACGACCAAGUCCUAGUUGAGAGACUCGUUGCUAGUCUUGGGAAGUGUGUACUCGGUCUUCAAGAGGCAGCACCGGGUAGUUAUGACUCACGUGUUUGGAGACGAAGAUUAUAUGCCGCUAGACGUGUGCUCGAGGGCGACGAAGGAGCUAUCUAGUUCCUCUACUUUCUUGUGUUCUUUUAUUUGUUAUUUUUCAACGACGACGACUUUGGGGCAUCUUUCUCCCUAUGACAACACGAAUCGCGACUCUGAUUGUUGUCUUUCUGGGCGUAUUUUUUGGUGUGGCUUCGUUUUCUGGUUGUUUUUGAUACCCCCUCCGACAAACUUUUCCUUUUUUUUCGUUUCAUGUCCAUUACUCUUCUACGAGGCACAGAUAAUUUGUUAAUAAUAAGCAUCCUGGCUGAACUUUUUUUCUUCAAGGGAGGGAGAGAUUUUGCUUUUAGCGAUGAGCGGGCAUGCAUUUUGAGUGGCGACGGGAGGACUUUCUGAGAUGUGGCUGGCAUUCGAGAGGAGAAAAAUACAGCUUUUACUUUUGUUAAUAUACUGCCCAUACCCCAUUAUGUUGGGUUUUCUUUCUUUUGACCUUCCCUGUUGUGUUACCUUUUUUAUGGUUCUUAUGCUUUGAUGUUGGGAUGUGUGAUAGAUAUAUGUUUAUGUGUACUAUUCUCUUUUUGAUUGCCGGUUUGUGGAAGAGGGGGAGAGUAGCUUAUUGAUGUAUUAUACCUAUUUGAUUAAAUAAUUGAAAUUUACUGUUUUGAGG
Molecule: messenger RNA, 4164 nt
Organism: Hymenoscyphus albidus
Lineage: Eukaryota; Fungi; Ascomycota; Leotiomycetes; Helotiales; Helotiaceae
Source: the annotation of a GenBank genome assembly